Molecule: messenger RNA, 19057 nt
Organism: Pelobates cultripes (western spadefoot toad)
Lineage: Eukaryota; Metazoa; Chordata; Amphibia; Anura; Pelobatidae
Source: the annotation of a GenBank genome assembly
CACUCAAUGGCUUCAUAGCAGUAAGCAGCAUGUUGUGUGCCGGUGCUCGUGUUCUCCUCCGGGGCUGCCGGACCGGUCCCGGCAGUACAUUCACCGCUCUCCGAGCCUGCAGUAACAAGCCGCAGUCUAAUCCCAGGGUGUACAUGGACCUGGAAGCCGAUAACCAGCCCCUGGGCCGGGUCACGUUCGAGGUGAGCAGGUGGCACCCUCUCUAUGUCAGGUAGGGGGUUUGGGGCCCCUGGAUAGGCAAGGGACACCCCAGAAUGGGGGGACUGAGACUGGGGCCCCUGGAUAGACAAGGGACAGUCCCCUGAAUUAGGGGGGACUGAGACUGGGGCCCCUGGAUAGGCAAGGGACACCCCCAGAAUGGGGGUGGGGGGGAGACUGAGACUGGGGCCCCUGCAUAGACAAGGGACAGUUCCCUGAAUGGGGGGACUGAGACUGGGGCCCCUGCAUAGACAAGGGACAGUUCCCUGAAUGGGGGGACUGAGACUGGGGCCCCUGCAUAGACAAGGGACAGUCCCCUUGAACGAUGGGGACUGAGACUGGGGCCCCUGGAUAGGCAAGGGACACCCCCAGAAUGGGGACUGGGGCCCCUGGAUAGGCAAGGGACACCCCCAGAAUGGGGACUGGGGCCCCUGGAUAGGCAAGGGACACCCCCAGAAUGGGGACUGGGGCCCCUGGAUAGGCAAGGGACACCCCCAGAAUGGGGACUGGGGCCCCUGGAUAGGCAAGGGACACCCCCAGAAUGGGGACUGGGGCUCCUGGAUAGGCAAGGGACACCCCCAGAAUGGGGGGGACUGAGACUGGGGCCCCUGCAUAGACAAGGGACAGUCCCCUGAAUGGGGGGACUGAGACUGGGGCCCCUGGAUAGGCAAGGGACACCCCCAGAAUGGGGACUGGGGCCCCUGGAUAGGCAAGGGACACCCCCAGAAUGGGGGGGACUGAGACUGGGGACCCUGGAUAGACAAGGGACACCCCCCUUGAAUGAUGGGGACUGAGACUGGGGCCCCUGGAUAGACAAGGGACAGUCCCCUUGAACGAUGGGGACUGAGACUGGGGCCCCUGGAUAGGCAAGGGACACCCCCAGAAUGGGGACUGGGGCCCCUGGAUAGGCAAGGGACACCCCCAGAAUGGGGGGGACUGAGACUGGGGCCCCUGCAUAGACAAGGGACACCCCCAGAAUGGGGGGGACUGAGACUGGGGCCCCUGGAUAUGCAAGGGACACCCCCAGAAUGGGGGGACUGAGACUGGCCCUGGAUAGACAAGGGAGACCCACAGAAUGGGGACUGGGGCCCCUGGAUAGGCAAGGGACACCCCCAGAAUGGGGGGGACUGAGACUGGGGCCCCUGGAUAGGCAAGGGACACCCCCAGGAUGGGGGCUGAGACGGUGGCCCCUGGAUAGGCAAGGGACACCUCCAGAAUGGUCCAGAAUAGUAUGGUCACCUAACUCCAUGGUGCCUCUUCAUCUGCUGACUUAAGGGAUGCCCUCUCUCUCCUUUCACCUUGUGCCUGGUAGAGGGGACCUGACAUGGGCUGUGACAAAAAGGGAUGGCCCGGUGUCCUAUAAAUUAGAGGACGGCGAAAUAAAAUGCUUGGCUACAUGUGCGCCCAAUGUAAUGUACGCUUUUAUGCAUUUUGCUUUAUUCAUUAACAUAAACCCAUUCAUUGCCUGCAUAGUGAUAGAGAUAUGAUCUGAAUAAAACAGUUAGAAUCUUUUAAUUUUGUUAAAGGUGGCUUGUGGUUCUUCCAGUUUUAACAAAUCCUGUUAAUGUAAAUAUUCUGUAAAGCUGCACAUUGAAUUUUUUUUCUUCAUAAAUAUUUUAUUGCAAUAUGAGGCCAGUCAAAAUAUAUAAUCCCUUCCUUCUACUUCUAUAUGCUAAUAAGGCGUUUGCUGCAAUUACAUGUUGACAGACCGGUAAACCACAAACACCCACUUAAUAUACACCCACUUGAUAGACAAACCUAACUGGGGGGAGGAGAGGACUAUGCCAACUUGUAAAAGUUGGUGACUUUGUCCUAUAAAGCAGCAUUUGUUACAGUAGCUUGUCAGAGUAAUUUUGGAAAAUGUUUACAAAACUUUCUGAUUCGAAAUCAUAUCUAAUGCUUCCUUAAAGGACAGUCAUUUUCCUAACCUCUUGCUGUGAGGAAAUUUCAAAAAACACUAUUAUAACUUAUAUAUUUUGCUACCUUGCUGUUGGUCAUAGAUCGGCCAGGGUAAAACUGUUGCCCUUGUUCAGUGUCAAGUUCCUAGUGCUCUUAUCACAUGUAACACUUGUCCCAGUCAAGGUGACCUUGUGCCCAAAUAAAAAGUUGAUAGCUAGCAGGCUUCCUGUGAAGAGGCCAUGUCACUGUGUGUAGUUCUUUUUAAGGAUAAGGAGUUUUGAAAUGCCACACUUUCGAUUUGGAACAAAAUGUAAGAUAGUUAACAAGUGUGAAUUUAAAGUAACUAAAAAGCAAACCUAAUUGACUUGACAAUUUUUUUUUCUUUUGGUAUUUAAACUUAAACACCUGCUAAUUCUAACCCUUGUCUAGUGAAUAAAACUCUAAACUCCAUUUGGUUUUUAGACUUGAAUCUUAUAAUUAAUCAGAUUUAAAAAUAAAAAUAAAAAAAUUAUCUAAUGUCUAGUCUGCUUUUAAAAUAGUAUAUAUACCUGUAGAGAUUAAAUCUGGUAUAUAGCGCAAUUUAUAAAAAAAAAGUCCAAAUCUAGAACAAGAGUCUUUCAGUUAUCUCUACAAUAUCUAAUCAACAAUGGCAAUCAAACCGAUAAUGGUGCACAUCAAUUCUGACCACAACUCCCACAAAUCUGGGGCCAAGUGUAAAUAAUAUGCUGAGCACUAUAUUGUAGAAUACAUGAUCCCAAACCACCUGAUUCAGUAUGCAUAAUCCAAAUGAUGACUCCUAUUAUUUAUGGGUUGCACAGGUGAUGUAAUCGAUUAUAAGACAGGAGGAGUUUUAAAGGGACUCUAUAGCCACCAAAACAAACUGAUAAUGAAGUUGUUUUAGUGUAUAUAGAUUAUACUUCUGAAGUUUCACUCGGCAAAUUAUCUGCCAUUUAGGAGUUAAAUCAUUGUUUUUAUUUAUGCAGCCAUAGCCAUACCUCCCUUGGCUGUGACUGACACAGCCUGCAUGAAAACAAAAUGGUUUAAUUUUUCAAUCAGAUGUAACUUACUUUAAAAGUGUUUAUUUCCUGUUCUGUAAAUUGAACUUGAAUUGCAUACAGCAGGUUCUAGCAAGCUAUUAAAGGGAAACUAUGGUCACCAGAACUACAGCUUAAUGUAGUUCUGGUGAGUGUAAUCAUUGCAUGCAGGCAUUUUCAUGCAAACAUUGUCUUUUUUAGAGAAAAGGCAGUGUUUACAUUGGCCCCUCCUUAGAUGGCCACUGGAGGUGCUUACUAGGGCAGCACUGACAUUCAGAGUCUCCACGUUUUGAAUGGAGAUGCUAACAUUUUCUCAUAGAUGCAUUAUGAGGAGCUGCUAAUUGGCCAACAGUUUGACCCAGCACUCGUCCCGCCUCCUUGCUGAUUUGUCAAUCCAAUUAAAGCAUUGGAUUGGCUAAAAAAAUUAAAUUGUAGUAAUGUCACAAAGGAGGCUGAUCUGUGGCAAGGCCAGUGCUGGAAAUAAGGUAAGUUUUAACCCAUUCUAAAGGGGAUAUGGGGGGGGGGGGGAGAGAGAGAAGGGGUGCAAUCCACCUAAAUGGUGGUUUUUAACACUAUUGGGUCAGGAAUGCAUGUUUUGUGUUCCUUACCCUAUAGCAGAGCAGGAGAUAUGAAAAUCUAAAUUACAAAGCAUUUGAAAUAAAGUAAACCAUAGAUGACUCUUUACAGUAAGUGUUUUGGAAGGCUGUGUAAGUCACAUGCUUGACGGUGUGACUAGGACUGCAUAAAGAAAGGUGUGUAUAUAACUCCUAAAUGGCAGAUAAUUGAGCAGUGAGAUUGCAGGGGCGUGAUCUAUACACUAAAACCCCUUAAAGGGACACUAUAGUCACCUGAACAACUUUAGCUUAAUGAAACAGUUUUGGUGUAUAGAACAUGCCCCUGCAGCCUCACUGCUCAAUCCUCUGUCAUUUAGGAGUUAAAUUGCUUUGUUUAUGAACCCUAGUCACACCUCCCUGCAUGUGACUUGCACAGCCUUCCAUAAACACUUCCUGUAAAGAGAGCCCUAUUUAGGCUUUCCUUAUUGCAAGUUCUGUUUUAAUUAAGAUUUUAUCACGUACUAUGUUAAUAGCUUGCUAGACCCUGCAAGAGCCUCCUGUAUGUGAUUAAAGUUCAAUUUAGAGAUUGAGAUACAAUUGUCUAAGGUAAAUGACCUCUGUUUGAAAGUGAAACCAGUUUUUUUUCAUGCAGGCUCUGUCAAUCAUAGCCAGGGGAGGUGUGGCUAGGGCUGCAUAAACAGAAACAAAGUGAUUUAACUCCUAAAUGACAGUGAAUUGAGCAGUGAAAUUGCAGGGGAAUGAUCUAUACACUAAAACUGCUUUAUUUAGCUAAAGUAAUUUAGGUGACUAUAGUGUUCCUUUAAGCUAAAGUUGUUUUGGUGACUAUAGUGUCCAUUUAAGCUGAAAAAGAAACUUGGGGAAAGGUGCCCACUGCCAUUAGAGGGCUUUAACUCUGUAUGGAACGCUGCACAUACAAACUCAAAGCACCAGGACCACUUUAAAUCAGAAAAUAUAAAAAUGUAGGUCUUGUAAGGAAUGAAGACUAGCUAAUGUCUGAAUUAUAAAACCGCACAGCUCAAAAGGAACACAAAUAUCAUGCCUAUGUGAUACUCCUGUCACUGUACUGCAUUUCUAAUUAGUGGUGCUGCCGUAAAGAUCAAAAUGUAUACAAAAUACAGAACUGCACUCACACGUAAAAUAGCUUAAAAUUUUGCAAGGCUACUUAAAUCGAUCUAUCUUUGCAAAUUCAUAUGGGGAAUUCAGUUACACCAAUUCUUACAGUUUGAACUGCUUCUAGAGACUCCUCUUAAUUUAUGCUUUCCUAGAAGCUGUUUAGGCAGUAAAUUUUGCUUUUGGCCUGUUCUCCCAUGUUAAAAUUAGUGUAGUACCCACUGAUAUUGGGGUUACUGUGAUGUUGUUGUGGGCUUAACACAAUAUGGCCAUGUGGAGGAACUGAAUCCCUGUAUUUGUUUGCUAAUAUAAGGUAUUUUAAGUAGUACUGUAAAACUUUAAAGCUGUUUUGUUGUGGUGUUUGUUAUUUUGCUUUUGUUUGCGGCUUCUUAAUCUUUAUUUUGUCAUAAGAGCAUGACCCACAUCCAAAUAGACGCAAUCUAUCCUGUUUUUGUUUAGGUGUAACAUUAGUUUCUGCCAGUAAGCAUCCUGAGUCAUUCAUGUAAUUUAGACUUCCUUGGUGACAUGCACAAUUGUAUUCUGUUUACAUUUCUGAAAAUGGCUCAACAAUCAAAUCAAACACCUUUUAGUAAAGGUGUCUGGACUGAACUAAAGAUAUUUCAAAUAAAUAUCAAUUGUGGCAUGCAGUCUCAAAUGCUGUAAAUGCUGUUCAACGUCUUCAUCCCAUCUCUAUUCCGACAGAUGGAAUGUGGGGGUGAGAGGGGUGUCGUAAAAUAAAUAUAAGUGGCCUGCUACUGCUCACAUGCUCAAGCAAUUUCUUUGCCAUUUUAUAUAUUUUUGCUCAAAGUAUUUUGGUGUUUACCUGCUAUACUUGCGCAUACCUAUCAACAUCAAAGUAUCCCUUUCACGUCUGCCCCACUAUCUGACCUGACACCUCUCCAUCCCCUUUGUAAGUAGUCAAAACAUUUAGUAUGUUUUCCUUAAAAGUUACUUGUACACUACCCACAUCCCUCUGCACAAUUUCGAUAACUGGGGAUUUUUAACAUCACUCAAAUGGCCAUACAAGCGUAAGCUCGCCUCACAUCAAGACAAAACCUUUAAGUCCUACACUAACAAUUCACUUUGUUUCUUUAAGCGUAAAGGGACACUAUAGUCAGCAUAACUACAGUUUACUGCAAUUGUUCUGGUGAAUAUAAUCAUUCUCUUCAGGCUUUUUGCAGUAAACACUCUUUUCAGAGAAAAUGCAGUGUUUAUAUUACAGCCUAGGGACACCUCCACUGGCCACUCCUCAGAUGGCUGCUAGAGGGGUUUCCUGGGGCAGUGCUGCAGUGUGCAGCGCUGACAUUCAUUAUCUCCACCUUCUGCUUGGAGACACUGGACUUUCCUCAUAGUUGCAUUGAUUCAGUGCAUCUUAGUCAGGGCUGUGUUUGGCUUGUGCUGGCUGUUUCAUUGACAGUCCAGCCAAUCCUGUGGGAAACAUUGUGAUUGGCUCAGGUCACUACUCCUGAUGUCAGCCAAGCAGGCAGAUCAGGGACAGAGCCAGCAGCAACAGACUGGAAUAAAAGUUGACUAUAUUUAGGUAGGGGUCAGGAAUAAACGUUUGCGUUCCUGACCCUAUAGUGUUCCUUUAAAGGCAAAAUUACAAAUAGAGGGAUAUUUUUUUGAAACUACUAUAUAAUUAUUAAUCCUUAAUAGGGAUCACAUGAGAUGGGCAUCAGCACUAUAACAUGCAAAAUUAAUUACGCCCUGCACUCACUCUCACAUCAGCUCCAAUAGAUGCAAUAAACCCUGUAGUCAUUUUUAAUUUUGACAAACAGAAGUCAAAUAGUUUUAAAAUGGCUUGUCUAGAGUUCAUCAAACAGUAUAAAUAUUUGAUGGCAAACAUAAGAUUGCACAUCCAUUGAUGUGAGCGGUGUAUUUAAUCCAGUAAGGGUGGUUGUUUUUUUGGAGGGGGAGGAUGUCUAUGCCACAUCCAAAUUAAUGCAAAAUGCCACGCACUAUAUGAACCAUAUUUCUCGGUCUUCCAGUAUCAAAAUGUAUUACUAAAAUAGUCUGUAAUGGGCUUUCAUCUAAUUAGAAUAGAUCCAUGUAGCUUUUAAUGCUGGAUUUAUGUGCAAGGGUAAUGUCAAUGUGCAAGUGAACCUUGCAGGAACAAAAGGCAAAUAUUAACUCAAGGUUUGUUUUUGUAAACUGAUGUAAGUACUGCAGUUCUGGAGCUACCAAAAGCUUUUGUAACUCAACAGUUAAACAUACACUUUAUUCAAAGCUUGGGAUGGCUGAGAAUCAUAGAUAUGUAAUAUUUUUGGUAAUCUUUAAUCUUUGAUAUAAAAUAUUGCUGUGAAAUUAGGCAUUUUGCAAACUGGAUAGCCCUGUCAUAUUGUAUCUUCUGUAUUUUGUAUCUCCACCCCGUAUGACUAGAUUAAUGCUCAAAGGGUUGUUAUUUUCUUUUUCUAUUCUAUAUUGCCAUAUUGAACGCUAUUGAAUAGUUCCCCUCUUUAUUAGGAAGAAUAAGAGAAAAUGGAUGCGGCCAUGACCAUGCCACUUUAAUGGGGUUUUUGGAAGUAGAUGUAAUAUAGAAUAAUUAAAAAAUUAUGAUCAGGGAUCCUUAAUAUUGGAGCGCAGGGAAGUAUCUUGGCUAGAGGUAGGGCCACAGAACUGAGCAGGGAGAUUUCAGGGGUGUCUACAUAUCAAAACUGUCUCAUGAAGCUAAAAAAUUGUUGCUGAAGUGUCCCUUUAACUGCUUAAAGACCAAACUUCUGGAAUAAAAGGGACUCGUGACAUGUCACACGUCAUGUGUCCUUAAGGGGUUAAAUAAAUGCACAGAAUUUUAAAAAGUAAGCUUUUUUGCUUUUCUGUAGAAAACUAAACCAUCUUACAAAAAGCCACUUCUUGGUACUGACUCAAUACUGUUUCUUAGAAAAGCCUAGAGGACAGUUAUUAAAAAGAGGAUCUGUGUUGCAUAAAUGAAUAUUGUGACUGCCAUUUCUAAUCUUGGCUACAUAGUAAGUGUGCAUUAUCUGUAUCAAAAUUAUGCCAGUGUAUAUAGAAUAGAAUCUCAAGAGGGUACACAGCAUGUAAAAUAUCUAAAACAAGCACCUCACAACUUCAAGCUGCUCAAAGCUGACCAUGGCACUUGAGCUUAAACGAGAAACAUUUCUCAUAACUCUUAAUCACAUCUAGAUUACUGUUCUUCCCCCAAUAGUAGCCUUUAAGCUGUAAUCCUACUGUGGAAGCCUAAUAUGGCAAGUGUUAUAAUAAGAAUCUCAAACUGUAUUGGUGUAGACAAAAAAGCAAAAAUGUCAUAUUUUUUUAAUUAAACAGAAAAAUGCCCUAAUCACUUUAUUUUUUUCCUUAGUUAAAAGCUGAUGUGGUGCCAAAAACAGCAGGUAAGAUAACUGAAAUAUUCCAUCAACAUUUAAUGUAAGCUUCCUGCCUUAAGGGACACUCUAUUGUAAGUGACCCUCAUUUUACAACCUAGAAAAUGGUGAUUUAAAAAAUAAUUUUGUAGCUUAGUUUAAUAUCUUUAAUAUUUGUCUAUUUUUAGGAAAUAAUUAUCCAUAUGCAAAAUCUACUGCCAUACUCCCCCAUGUUAAUUUUUUGUGGGUUUUAACAAUCCCCCCACACUCCCACCCCCCACUUACUUUGGGGGGAAGUGGAGGAGGAGACAGGAAAUUGUAGAGCCACUAUAGCUUCCUCCUCUUUAACGGCCCUCCCACAUGGUUAAUAACCCUUUUGUCCCUUACCUGGGUACAGCGCCAAUGUCACUUGGCACUGGGUCAGCUCCAUCCACGCAAUGGCUGCGCUCGCAUUAGGAUUUCCCCAUAUGAAGGCAUUAUUCAAUGCUUUCCUAUGGGGAUUCCAGUGACUCGGGAAGUCCUCAUGAAGACAUCCAGCGUCAUUUAGGCGAUCAAAUGUCCCCUAUCCACCCAGCAGUCCAUCUAGUGGCUGUCUGGUAGGCAGCCACUAGAGGAGUUAAGCCAAGCAGGUAAUUAUUGCAGUUACCCCUCCCCCCUUCACAUUGCAUAAAUCACUUCUACGUCUGUCUUUUGCUUUGCUACAGGCUUGUUACAUACUUAUAAUGGUUAUCACUAGCAAAAUACUGAUAAUGUGUAUAGAUCAUAAAUUACCCAUAAAAUUGAUUUUCUAACUUUGUAGGGUUUUUUUUUUUGUCCCCAGAGAAUUUCAGAGCUUUAUGUACUGGGGAAAAAGGAUUUGGUUACAAAGGAUCCACAUUCCACAGAAUAAUCCCAAACUUCAUGUGCCAGGUGUGUAAUAAAGUCAAUCCAAUUGACCAAGUAUUUCAUCGCUAGUUUUCAGUAUCUGCUGUAAUAAACUGAAAGUGUAGCAAGUCCCAUCUGAUGGGACUUCAACUGUUUUUUAUAAAUAUAUUGAACUUAAGAACUUAACCUGUGACGUAACAGUGGGUACUGCUAAAUGCCAGGGGUUUGAUACACGGAUUGCCAUUAUGCAGUAAGAAUCUUCCUCUCAACCCCCGACAUGCAAUUGCAAAAUGUAGUUUUAUUUUGUGGGUGUUUUUAUUCAUUUUUUUUUUUUGUGAACUUUAUGGAGCUUUUUUGUAAACCUACUGCCUCCAGUGCCCACUCAUGAACACAAGUAACCAGAUGCCAAAUCUGUCAUAACCAUCUUUUUUGAGUAUAGAGAAGGAAGAUGAGAGCCAACUGUAGGCUUGUCCAUCAGAGAGAAGUUAAUACUGAUAAAGGAUCUAACAAAUAUUUCUUGUGGAUGAAUAGUGGUGGUUCAAUUGAUGUUAUGUAAUUCAGGUGGUGGUGUUUCAGUAGAUUUGGCUGUUUUUUAUGUGUAUGUGUAUCCCUUAUGCUGUGGGGUAUUAUCAAAUUUUGACUAGAUUGAACUUUUUGGUGUAUAUCUGAACAGUAAUGGAUCCCUUGCAGUCCUAGAGUUCACAGGCUUGGUAAUAGUGAAUGUGCUGACUCGUUAGUGAGUGCCAGUACCACGGAGGAGUGAUUUACUACAUAGACUCCCUGUCCUGACCUAAAGAACAGUCCUGACACUUUUUGCGGCAGGGUUCUAGGCAAAAAACAACCUGCCUGGUGUCGAACUAAAUGUCCAGGGUGUCAGGCAACCAGAAUUUGACAUACCUUUUAUUGUGCAAGUGUAUCCAAGAGCUCCACAAAAAUAAAACAUGUAGUAAUGUGCUUUGUGUAUGAGUCAAACCUCCAUAGCCAUAAAAUUAACAGUAGCUGGUAGCUUGAAUCUGUAUAUGGGGUGGGGUGUUUUAUUUUUUUUUUUAAAUAUAGAGGGAUCACAGCCUUUCCAAGCUCUGCUCUGAGACAAUACAGACUUUCAGAAAUGCACAGCAGUCACAUUCAUGGGAUACCCACACCGCCAGAUCCCCCACACAAAUAUUGCCAGUCACUACAUGCACAAUUACAUUGCUAAACAUACUACUAGACCAUUAUUUUAGCCUCCAUUUUUCUGUAAUAUUGUGCACACAUGCAUAGAUGCAUAGAUGCACAGAUGUAGACACACUGCCAAACUGCUACAAUUUCACACACAAAUUGUUUUAUAUUUUUGUUUUCUUUAUUCCCUAGUCUGCUCUAGCUUUGUGAGAGCUGGAGUGGAUUCUCUCACUGGGCUCCUAUAAAGAGGGGCUUUGAUCUUUGUGCAUUGCCUAUAUAGAAACAAAGAAUGUGACGGCAGAUAAGAACCAUUUGGCCCAUCUAGUCUGCCCAAUUAUCUAAAUACUUUCAUUAGUCCCUGGCCUCAUCUCAUAGCCAGGAUAGCCUAAUGCCUCUCCCAUGUAUGCUUAAACUCCUUCACUCUGUUAACCGCUACCACUUCAGCUGGAAGGUUCCUUGCGUGCCCUUAACUGAUGCUUGCAAUGUUGUGAUGUCGCAUACUGGCAUCAAUAUAGGGCAUACUAGGGAGCUAUGCUUGCCUGUUACAAAACACCCUCUCGGACACUACUUUUCAGCAAAAUAAGCUCCUGCCAUUCUGCUAGGAAGGGAUCUUCUGUUUCCUUUCUACAUUGCCACAAUGUCAAAUGUUUGAAGUAUUAGGAGUACUAUAGCUGUGUCAUGUGCUGGGGCCAAAUGUUUCACUUUUCUUUUUGUAAGUUUAAUUAAAAUGUAGAAUUUGAUUAUGCAGUUGUCUGUUUACAAUAGUCUUAAAGGACCACUAUAGGCACCCAGACCACUUCAGCUUAAUGAGGUGGUCUGGGUGCCUGGUCCAGCUAGGGUUAAUCCUUUUUUUUUCUAUAAACAUAGCAGUUUCAGAGAAACUGCUAUGUUUAUAAAUAGGUUAAUCAGCCUCUAGUGGCUCUCAUUGACAGUCGCUAGAGGCGCUUCUCACUGAUUUUCUGUAAGUAGACGCCAGCGUCCAUAGGAAAGCAUUGUGAAUGCUUUCCUGAGACUGGCUGAAUGCGUGCGUGGCUCUUGCUGUGCAUGCGCAUUCAGCCGAUGAGGAGAGCUCCCUGCCCGGCGCUGGAGAAAGAGGUAAGUUUAACCCCUUCCUCCUCAUUCAGCCUGGCAAAAGUGGGACCCUGAGGGUGGGGGCACCCUCAGGGCACUAUAGUGCCAGGAAAACAAGUGUUUUCCUGGCACUAUAGUGGUUCUUUAAUUUCGGCUAUGAAGAAAGGUUAACAAAUUUAAACCUAUUUAGUUUAGAAAAACGUCGCCUGAGAGGGGAUAUGAUAACAUUAUACAAAUAUAUUCGGGGCCAAUACAAACCAUUGUGUGGAAAUCUAUUCACAAACCGGACUUUACAUAGGACACGAGGCCAUGCGUUUAGACUGGAAGAAAGAAGAUUUCGUCUAAGGCAAAGGAAAGGUUUUUUUACUGUAAGAACAAUCAGGAUGUGGAAUUCUCUGCCUGAAGUGGUUUUAUCAGAGUCCAUACAGAUGUUCAAACGGCUACUAGAUGCAUACUUGCAAGAACAGAAUAUUCAAGGAUAUAAUCUUUCAAUGUAGGGUAAUAACUGCUUGAUCCAAGGAUAAAUAUGACUGCCAUUCUGGGGUCAAGAAGGACUUUUUUUUCCUAGCUUGUUGCAAAAUUGUGCUUCAAACUGGGUUUUUUUUUUUGCCUUUUGGAUCAACAGCAAAAAACAAAUGUGAGGUAGGCUGAACUUGAUGGACGCAAGUCUCUUUUCAGCUAUGUAACUAAGUCUCCCUUUUUAUUUUAGGGUGGCGAUUUUACCAAUCACAAUGGCACAGGUGGAAAAUCUAUUUAUGGAAGCCGCUUUUCAGAUGAAAACUUCAUCUUAAAACACACUGGACCAGGUAAGAUUACUUGAAUUCUACAUUCAUAACUUUACCCAAUACAUUUCAUUGCUUUGCUUAGAAUCCCUGGCAUGUUAAAGGAAUACUAUAGGGUCAGGAACACCAACAUGUAUAGUGCAACCAUUAUGGUGGCUUGCCCUCCCCUUCCACACCUUAGAAGCAGGAAAACUUAUUUCCAGCACCGUGCGAGUCUGCUGGCCCUGCCCCUCAGUGACAUCACUGGCAAGGGGACGGGGGUCAAACACCAUUUUGGCCAAUCAGCAACUCCUCAUAGAGAUGCAUUGAAUCAAUGGAUCUCUGAGGAAAAUUCAGCGUCCCCAUGCAGAGUGACUCUGAACGGCAGAGCUGCCUACUGUGCAGCACUGAGCCAGGAAGCCCCUCCAGUGGCCAUCUGAGUGGCCACUUGGAGGUGUUCCUAGGGGCAAUCUAAACACUGCCUUUUCUCUAAAAGGCAAUGUUUACAUGAAAAUGCCUGCAUAUAAUUAAACUAACCAGAAGAACUAUAUUAAGCCAUAGUUGUUCUGGUGACUAUAGUGUCCCUUUAAAAAAAAUGCUUAGUUUAAAUGUUUUGUUAGUCCCAUGUUGAAUGAAACCUGGUCAGAGAGAAGCAUACGGGUGUACAGUAUUAGUCUAUAAAUUGCACCUGGAGAGCUGCAUGUUGCAUUGGAAUAUCCUAUGGUGAAGAAGGGGGACGUGCAAAAUAUCGGUUUAGUGAAAGUUUACUUGUCUUUUCUGUCCUUAGGUGUUCUCUCGAUGGCCAAUGCAGGACCAAAUACCAAUGGCUCACAGUUCUUCAUCUGUACUGUGGAAACAGAAUGGUUUGUAUUUACCUGACUUUUAAUUUUUGAAGUUCUUUAUUUUUGUUGUGCACAUGUAGUAACACAAGCAAGUCUUGCAACAACAAGCAAACUCAUGACACAAUUGAUAACCAGUAGUGUGGCAAUCUAGGUACGUGCACUUUUUUUUUUUUAUUAUUUAUUUAUUUUUUUUUUAGAAUAGUUAAUGCCAAAGUAAGAUGAGCAAACAGUGAAACAGGCUGAAAAAGGUGAACUUGUUGAGAAUUCAGGCUUGCUUGGUGUAGAUAUGUCAGGAGAGACAGUGUUGUGAGCUAAAAAAGCUGGACCGUCAAUAUAUUUUAGUCGGAACACUAGUAAUAGGACAUGUCAUUAUACUUGCACAUUGAGUAUAGGAACCACAAGCCAGACAAGGAUAGGUUAACAAUAACUAGCUUACUUAACCAGAGAUGAUCCCGCUAGAGUAUUUAAUCAAAGACCUUUUGGAUGGUCGAUUAGGGUCUAAUAGAGCUGAUGAGAGCAUCUUGUGGCUUGUAAUGUGCUCAGUUGGUUCGCUAGCCCUGCAAAAUGGAGUGGUGUAGUCAGGGCCGGCCUUUAGGUGCCCUGUGCAAAACAUCUUUGCAGUGCCCCCCCUCCCUUGUCAUCAUGUAUGGUGUGUGUGUAUAUAUAAGUGUAGCGCUUGUAUAGGUGAUUUAUUCAGUAAAUAUUGAUUUAAAAUAUUUACAGGCAGACAUUACAAACACACGUACAGAUGGAUAGUCAUGUACAUACAGCCAGUGUAACACAGUUGCAGGCAGGCACACACUGUUACCUCUAUUCAUUAUGGAGGUGGAAGUAGUGCAGCUCCUGGAUUCUGCUUGUUGGGGAAGCAGGUACUCCUUCCUGCUUCUCAUGCAGCAAAUGCCUCGUCUGGCACUUCUAGCCCCUCCCCACUCCCACCACAAAUUUUUUUUUUUUUUAAAUCCCGGCUGGAGAAUAAUGAAAUCCUCCACCCUGACAGCCAGCAGUGUGUGAGCUGUUGGCCACAGGGCUCCCCAUGCUCCAAGUUGCCUUGUGCGGCCGCACAGCUCACACCCCUAAGGGUUAAAGGGAAGACUAAUAAAAUGCAAGCAGGCCUGCUGGAUCAAUGUUAACUAAACAGGCUGAGCACUAGAGAUCCUAGACACAGCUUGGUAAGGUGAGUAAGUAAUUCGUUAUACCGCAAGGGUAUAGUAUCCGAGCGGACUGCAGGUUUUGUCCAUGCUGAACUGUAACCUCUGAAGGCACUUUAAUUCGUAGCUGGUUUAGAUCUGUCCUGAUCAGAUGCCAAUCCCUAUGGGGCCUAAUAUUGGAAUUUAAACUCCUUUAAGGGUCUCUCAAUAUAUAACUAACUAGCAACGAUUCUUGUCCUGGUCUGCAGUGCCCUUUGCUUGGGGUGGCAGUUCCCAGGGAACCUGCAUGAGCCUGAAGCCCCUUAGGUGGUAAGUCACUUGGCUGAUGCCAUGUUGCUAUGUAGGGCACUGUAGAAUCAGGCUGCCAAUGGGCAUGUGUAUGCUAGAGGUAUUUAGAGUGGUAUUGGGGUAGUCUCAAGGGUUAUAGCCUAUGUCUUAAUUGGUAACAUUCACUGCGGUUCAAAUUUGGUUUUGUAAGGAAAGAGAUCAGAAAAAUAACAUGGAAAUAACAGCAAAAUAUAAGUGUAGCAGAAGUUCAGCAUAGGUGUCCCUCUGCUCAACCCAGGGUCGGGGGUGACCUGUUAUGUAACAUCUUUAAGGUAAUAAAGAAACAGAACAAUGUGUUGGUAUCCAGGGGGAGUCCUCUGUAAUAAGCUGCCCAUGGAUCAGGGGUAUGCUGUCGUGGGGCAAAGGGGAAACUCUCCCUAGAGCGAGGGCGUUGCAGCAUUGAAGUCUGUUUCUUCUGGGGGAAAGCCGAGGGUAUGCAGCACAUCGGUGGCCUCCUGGAGGUUGUGUAUAGGGUACUGGGUGUCCCCUUGAAAUAGGAUUAGUGUGUGGGAGUCUCCACUGUUAUUAGAUAAUUCUCCAUUGCAGGAGCACUGUAAAUGGUCUGAGAGCUCUUCCAGGCUAAAGUGCCUCCUGAGAGGUCAGUGUAAAAUAUGAGGCAUAUUCUCAAAGUGGUAGGGUGAGCUCCUUCAGGGCAGCCAGGACCGCUGUUUUGUCAGACCCGUUUCUGAAGUGGAUCUCUAGGUCCAUUGAGGCUGUGUGCAUGGGGCUUUGGGGGCUUUGUGUAUGCAGAAUUGUCAAUCUAUCACUGUUUUGGUUUGUCUGGGUUGUAGUAGGGCCCCCAUCAGACGCCUCACAAAAUGUGGCUCUCUGCCUCGGGGAUGUCCUCCAGGAUUUCUCGCACCUUUAGGUUACUCUGACACUGGGUGUCUAACUGAACCGUGAAGUGGUGCCCUUGGAUAGAAUUUGGUGCUGCUCCUCCUGUACUGCCUGUUGUAGUGAAACUAGAUGUUGGGCGCUCUCAGCUGAAGUGACUUUAAGAGUCGAUGUGAGGCCCCACGGGUCAUCGCUAUGUUGGCUGAGAUAUUCCUCUGGAGCACUUGUUUUGUCAUCAGAGACUUGUCUGGGCCCACUGUUAUCUGUUGGGGCCUCUCUGGUGCAGUGGGGUACUCCUCUUCGCUCCAAAUGAGAUGUCGUCUGAGAAGUCUCCCAAGAGUUCCCAUCUUUGGGUCAAGUUGCACUUACGCCAAUCGUAAGUCCUGGGCUGGUCUUGGCUUCUUGGUUUGCAUCCCAUGAUGACCUGGGCAGAAAGGGAGUCCUCCCAAACCCUACAUAGUGUUUUUUUAAAAAAAAUAUAAAUUAUGGUGAUGCCUGCUUCAGCAGUCUGGCUCCACCCCCCACCUGACUUUUAAUGAGCUGUUCAGAUCUAAAAUAUAGCUCUAAUAUCUACAGUGUGAUUUUUAGAAUGGUCUCACUCGCAUGCUUGUGGUGAUUAGGGAAUCGCAAGACUGCAAUGUCACUGACGGUCAUGGUGUGUGUGUGUGUAUAUGUCCACUAAUAGUAUUUAACACCCACUUAAAAAUAACUUGUGUAAAAGAAUAACUGUAUUUAAUAGUCCAGUAGGGGGCAUACGAAGGACAAUUUUCCUGCUUCUGAGCAUUAUGCAGAACAGGCAACAAUCUGUUUAUUUAUUGUAGAUUAACGAUAAAUUUGUAUUCAGUUAAAUCUCUAAGGAAUUUCCUGCUUUUAAAUUUUCCAUGCUGGUAAACCUAGCUGCUAAAUGAGUAGGACAUGGAAUAUAAAGUCAGAGCCAUGCCUCGAAGCACACUAACCAGGAGUGAAUAUCUAAUCUCCAGACCUAAAUUUUUCAUUCACAAACGGCUAUUGCAGAGUGAAUUUUGAGCCCUGAGUUGGACAUUCAAUUUUGGAAUCUGAUUAAAAGUUCACUCUAAGCAAUAUAUAACCAUAACAGCUUGCUGUACUCGUUUUCUAUAGUGCUCUGGCACCAUGCUCCGUUUAAUGGAAAACUUGUAUAACCUGCUGUUUACUUUGAGAUAAUACUUGGACAUAUCAACCUGAAUUGGUUGAACCACUAUUCUGUUACUAUGUUCAUGUGAAUGGGAUGCCCUUUACAUCUGCAUUGUAUCAAUGUGCCUUCAUUCACAUCUAUAAUAGUGUGCCUAUGAAGAUGUAUGUGUUAUUGACAGGGCCACUCUAUACAUACAUAUUUCUGUCACCAGGUGCUUUUUUUUGGGGGGGUGGGGGGUUGGAGGUUCAUGGUAAAUAGACUAAGUAGGCACUACACUGUCUUGUUUUAUCUUGUGAGUAUUUCAUUAAGGUUUUCUUUUUGAAAUUAUUAAUUUGGAGGGUUGGUAGGGUGUUAUAGAGCCACUUAAAUAUAUUUAUCACCAUACAAUGAUCAAUGUAUUGGAGUAGGAUGCUAACUGAUAUUGCUCUUUAUUUUUAGGUUGGACAACAAACAUGUUGUGUUCGGUUACGUUAAAGAUGGCCAUGAUAUAGUCAAGAAAAUGGAGAGCUAUGGUAGCAAAAGUGGGCGACCAUCUAAAAGAAUUGUCAUAGCGGACUGUGGAGAACUAUCCUCUUGACCUCCUUAAAUUAAUAGAUGUGAAUUAAUACUAGUUUUGUGAACGUCAAAAUCACUGGAAGAGUCAUAAAUUUCCUACAGUCAUGAAAUGGGGCGUCUUAUUUGUAUAAAUUGUUCAGGACUUUAUUUAAACAAUGUCUCUUGACCCUUUCAUGCACCAUCUGGCAGCAAUUUUUUUAUAUUUAAAUACUACAGUAGUAGUAAACCAAAUCACCUGUCUUGUUUUUUUUCUCACUAAAAUAUUGCUCGCUGUACUGUCCCAUACUGUGUUGUGAAUUUUGUUUUGUUAUUAGGGUCACUGCUGACAUUAGUUUUAAUCGGGCACAUUUCAAAAUACAUACUUGUGUAAACUAAGUUUUUGAUUUUCCUUUAUGGGUUUAUAAUUCAGCAAUUUGGUAGGAAUUAAGCACUAGCACUGAGCUCUGGCAGUCAAAUGAAAGUUUGACUUUUCUCACAGCAGUAGCGCUUCUAGUGAUGGUCAAGACAGCAUCUAGAGGCAUAUUUAGCUCUGCAAUGUAGGCAUUGCAUGCAGGGUUAAAACUAAAGGACCACAGCACCCAGUCCACUUCAUUAAGGUGACAUGGUCUGGGUGCCUUUGAUAAUCCUUUUAAUGUGGUGUUUUUUUUUUUUUUUUGGUAGACCCUCAUCCUGGAUUGCAGAUAUGGUUGUAAUUGAAUCCACUGCUAUUCGGCUGCUUUUUCACUUUGAACAAUCCUACUUAAUGCUACACAUGGAGCACAUUUCUGGGAUUUGUAAAUUCAAAGUGUUGUAGUGGUCUUUCUGCUGUAGAAUGACAAUUUAAGUCAUGACCUAACUUACAGCAGUAAAUGCGUGAGCUAUGGAGCUAAAUGGACAUUCCACUACAUUCUUAAAAAAAUCACUUUAGCUAUAUCCUCAAAGAAAACGUGCAUUAUGCUUUUUUAAAUGUGUGGGUUUUUUUUUAUUGGGUGCAUAUCCAGACAUUCUGUAGCUGUCCAAAUCUGACUCCAGAAUGUAGCUCAAUGAGAAGUGUUUGCAAGACUGGUGCUUUGUGCAAUUGUUGCCUCUUGACUUUAGUGCCACUGAGCUAACCAAACCAGGAAGGUUAACAGGACUUGUAGCCUGCUAGUAGGGUUCACUUAUUAAAUUGCACUUUAAAAAAAUAAAAAAAAAAUAAAAAAUUGCAAAAUGAAAGGACAUGCUCUUCACAAAUAAAGCACUUCAGAAAACUAUAGUACUUUAGGGGUCGGGAGUAUCCCCUUAGUCUAACAUUAUUUUAGCUAGAAGAUGUAUUCAAGUUUCCCUAUUCAGAGCUGCACAUAAAAGGAGUUAGCCAGUGCAGGUUAGAGCCAUGUGGGACAUAUUCUAAGCAGGUGUUCCCAGGUUUGUUUGAUUAACCUACCUCUAGCUGGAACUCAUUUUUUUUUUUUUUUUACACCCCUUACUAAUUUAAUGAGUGUUAAUAUUGACAGUUGCAUACAUGUUGAAAUUGUAUAUAGGGGUUCCUCAAGUUGUAAGAAAAUGUGAAACAAUCUCUGGGACUAGGAAUAACUGGACCUGUAAGCUUACACUCUGCAUCAAAAAUGUUUGAGCUCUUAAAUAUGGAAUGUGAAAUUCCCCUGCAUAUGCAUACUUGGUUUAUGGUUUUUGCACCAGAUUAGAUUUUUCUUGUUGAGAGCCUUGGGUUUGCUCUUGCCAAUCACGUGUCAAAGUGGAUUAUGGCAGACUGUCGAACAAUUGGGAUCCAAGGAAGAAAAUGUGUUGAGGAGAUGAAGAUUUAGUCUGUUAGACUAGAUUACAAGCUCCACAGCACAUGGAGGAAUUUUAGCAGAGCUUGAUAUGUUUGAGAGUUAAACAUGAAAAGAUUGACUUAUGCCAUAACCAUGAAGGCUGUCCUUGAAAUAUUAAGGAACUACUUAAACUACUGUGAAAAGAUGACUUCCCUGGAAGUGCAUUCUAGAGUCUCUAUUGGAUUUAGCAUAUUCUGCCAGAUCAAAUUUUAGUCUAGGAUAGGUACAGUGAAUUAAGUUUCAAUUACUAUUUUUCCAUAUACGCUGUUCAAAAGUUUUAACAUUGUAUUAACCUGGCUGACCAAUUGGAUGUCUGCUACUGAUAACUUAAAAGUGAAAAAAAAAUGUCUAAUUUGCUAGAAACGUCUGAUUCUUUUGUGGGUAGGCAAAUAAAAAUUACAUAUUUUUAAAA